This is a messenger RNA of Adelges cooleyi (spruce gall adelgid), 688 nucleotides long. RefSeq lists its product as uncharacterized. Bases 56 to 688 code for a protein of 210 amino acids. The transcript has 4 exons. NCBI's taxonomy places the organism in Eukaryota, Metazoa, Arthropoda, Insecta, Hemiptera, Adelgidae. The record is from RefSeq and is a predicted model, not a curated record.
CUCACACAUGACUUAAUCCAUACGGCUCAUCAAACCACUACCAAGUAUUCUCACCAUGAACUCAAUCAUGCGUCUUCGUUGUGUCAUGUUAUUUGUAAUUUUUUCCUUUGGUCUCAUCAUUUCAUUACAUGCUGCGUCACCCCCAAGGACAUCUUCCCCGGAUACGCCUCCCUCGAAGCGUCAUAAGUCCUCCGAGGAGGCGGACAACGAGGGGGUGGAGGGCGAGGAUGAUGAGGACGAGGAUGAGGAGGACGAGGAUGAGGGGAACAUUAGGCCCUUGGAUGAUGAUGCCAUUGACGACGAUUUGAACAGUUAUAGCCCGAUGACAAGUCUUCGAUUGAGACUUACUGAACCUUAUUUAUAUAACUGUUUACAAAAAAAAGAAACUGGUGAAUUCGACCCAUAUAAAUUGCAUCCAUUCUAUUCUGAUGCCGUUGAAGAUGCAGAAAAAUUAAUAAUAGAUGGCAACGAUGGCGAAGCAAGAAAAAUAUUAACCACUGCAACACAAGCUAUGAUGGUUCUCGAAGAAGUCGACUGUGCGGAUGUGCUCGUAGACAAAGAAGCAGUGGAUAGUAUGUGGGAAAAUUGGCAUGAUGACACAGUCACAGACCAAGUAAAAGAGGGUGUUCUAAAAAAAAUAGAAGUUAUCGUCGAAAAAUUCAUAACAGACGUAAAGAAUAAAAAAUAA